Pseudovirgaria hyperparasitica is the source of this 1246-nucleotide messenger RNA. Its product is annotated as putative gibberellin 20-oxidase. Lineage: Eukaryota; Fungi; Ascomycota; Dothideomycetes; Acrospermales; Acrospermaceae. The transcript is spliced from 2 exons. Gene Ontology annotation, molecular function: dioxygenase activity. Bases 123 to 1148 code for a protein of 341 amino acids. The record is from RefSeq and is a predicted model, not a curated record.
CGGUAAAUGGUCGCGUGCACACGUCACUUCCAGUCGAAACUCGUGACCAAUACAAAGCACUGCAUGUUCGAAUAUCAUUCUAUACUGAAGGAACUGAAUACUUGUACUGCACUCCUCUCAUCAUGUCAACUUCAUUCUCGUCACUUCCUUUCGUCGAUCUCUCCGCACUUUCUUCGUCAACCAAUCCUGAGGAAAACCACAAACUCGGCAAGCAAUUGUAUGAUGUCUUCUCGACCACUGGCUUUGCGUAUCUUGUAAACACUCCGUUGAGCUUUAGCCAUGGCGAAGUCCUGGACCUUGCACGGGAGUUCUUCUCUCUGCCAAUGGCGACCAAGAUGGAGGUGGCCAAGCAUGCUUUCAAGAAAGACAACACGAAUACAUACCAUGGGUACUUCCCACCUCAGCCGGGCAGCCCCGACAACCUCAAAGAAGGGUUUGAGAUUGGCCCUUCCGAGCCACCGUCCGACCCGGCGGCUGUACUUCACCGCGACAUCAAUCUGAAUGAAGCAAACGUGUGGCCGGCAGAAUCAGCGUACAAGUCACGGCACAAGCUCGAAAAGCUUCAUGGCGAGCUGCAAGCAUUGUCCUACCAACUCCUCUCGCUCCUCGCAGUAUCACUCGGAAAACCAGCGGAGCACUUUGCGCACUACCUACAGCACUCAAUCAGUACACUCCGACUGCUUCACUAUCCGCCACAAGAGAUCAAGACAGCGAAUACUGCACGGGAUGAGCAAGAAGCGCGAUUGUGCUGUACGCCUCACACAGACUCCGGUAUACUGACCUUGCUGCACCAGGACGCAACAGGGGGGCUAGAGGUUCUCAAUGCGGCAGGAGCGUGGAUCCAGGCUCCGUAUGUUGCUGACUCGAUUGUGGUCAACAUUGGAGACCUCAUGGCUCGGGUUUCAGGGGGACGGUUUGUUGCGACGAUGCAUCGAGUGAAGGCUUCAAUUAGGGGACAGGGUGUCGGUCGCAUGGGCAGGUUCAGCGUGCCUUUCUUCUUUGAGCCAGGUGAGAAUUGCGUGAUCAAGAGCGUGGACGGCGAUGAUGAGGGCGUACUGUAUGGACAUCACGUGCGGGCGAAGAUGAGCUCGUGGGUCGAGUUUCAGGGGCAUGAAGAUGGAGAGGAGAGAUUGCCGGGGCGAUACUGACUGUUGGAGCGUUAAUGCCUUAAUGCCUUAAUGCCUUACUGCCUUGUUAUGUGACCACCUCAACGUCGUAUUGCCUUGGUGGUAAUUAAUUAGUAGGU